AUGGUCAAUUUUGCAAUUCUCUUAACACUUUUUGAGUGGUGUCACAACUACGAAAAAUAAAACUUUCUUUUCUGGAUAGGAUACAGGAGUCACAUUGUGGUAACCAAUUCCAAAGAACUAGAGUAUAUUCUCAACAGCCAGCAGUUACUUCAAAAGUCCUAUAUCUACGAUUUAUUGCACCCAUGGCUGGAUUUUAGUGAUCUAACGAGUUAUGACAGAAAAUGGCAGAAACCGAAGAUGAGCAUUCCAUCCUUCCAUUUCAACGUCCUGCAGGACUUCCAUGAGGUGAUCUCUGCCAAGUUUAUGGCCCAGCUGAAAGAGGCGAGUGCUGGAGAUACAAUCAUUGAUAUGCAAGAUCAUGCCAAUUACCUCACCUUGGAUGCAAUUUGUGAUACCGCAAUGGGAGUACCAAUCAAUGGCAUCGAGCAGCGGGAUUCCUCCAUUGCUCAUGCCACUACAUAGUGAGUCAGAAAGCUAAUACUUCCUAUAUUACAGAUUUAAUGGAAAUAUUCUAAUUUUAAUAUGUGCCAUAAUAUCAACAUGUGAGCCUUUCAAAUUUUUAAGAAAUCAAAACGGUUUUUCAGUUUUAUCCCUGAGUUUGCUACCUUCCAAACAACAUUGAAGACGCUGCAGGGUUUUGCCAGUAACAUGAUAGAAAAGAGAAUAGAGGUUCUGCAUUCUAAGAACGAACAAAAAGUUUACUCGCCCAGAAAAAAGAUGGCCUUUUUGGACACGCUUCUUUCCUCCACAAUCGAUGGUCGUCCACUAACAAGGCAAGAAAUCUACGAGGAGGUGUCAACUUUCAUGUUCGAAGGACAUGACUCGACAAACGGGGUGUACUUUUCGGUAUACCUCCUCUCUCGACAGCACAAUGUCCAGUUAGAUGAAAGUAUAGUGCCCAAGGGCACCACCCUAAUUUUGGAACUCGUCAUGCUGGGUUACAAUGAUCGCAUCUUCAAGGAUCUCCAUCAUUUUCGACCGGAGCGAUUCGAGGAGGAAAAUCAGAGUUCUUUCGAGUAUUUACCUUUUAGUGCAGAGCCCCAAUGGAAAGCCAUUGGCCAAAAGUUUGCACUUCUGGAGAUUAAGACCGUCAUAUCGAAGAAAAAGUAAGGCGCAAAGUUGGACGUCACAAAUACGAUCCUGUUCUUUCAGCUGUAAUAACUCUUAAGUCUGACAAUUAGUCUUAACGUCUCAACUUAAUUACAAAUUGUGUAUUUAAAAACAAAAAUACAACACAUUUUUAUUAAGUACGUAUUUGUAUUUGCACAACUUUACCAAGUUUAAACUACAAUUUAAUACCAGUCACCGGUUAAAAAAGAAAAUCUUUCUGAUUACAUUUAUUAUUUAACCAUUACGUUUAAUUUUUUCAAACGAUGCAGCGUUCUAUUAUCCUAAUUUAAGUUUAAUAGACAAUGAUCCACCGAGGUUGCAGAC
Molecule: messenger RNA, 1434 nt
Organism: Drosophila ficusphila
Lineage: Eukaryota; Metazoa; Arthropoda; Insecta; Diptera; Drosophilidae
Gene: Cyp4e3
Product: cytochrome P450 4e3
Molecular function (GO): oxidoreductase activity, acting on paired donors, with incorporation or reduction of molecular oxygen; monooxygenase activity; heme binding
Source: RefSeq, a predicted model, not a curated record